GGAGUGAGAUGAUUGACAAUAAACUCAUAUCUUACCACUGGGGCAAAAAAAGCAAAGGGGCAAUUUCUGCAGUUGUGAUCAUUUUAAUAAAUGAUACGGUUAUCCCCAGACGGCGUCCUGUGAGUUGUUGCGGUCGCUGACGGCUGUUUUCAAGCCAGAGAAAUGGAACAUAUCCGAACGCCGAAGGUGGAGCAGGUGCGGCUGCAGGAUCGCUUCAGCAACAAAUCCACGAACGGCACGCUGUACCUCACAGCUACGCAUCUCAUUUUUGUGGAAAGCAACUCCAACAACUCAACUUCUGCUGGGCAGGAGGUUUGGGUUUUGCACCACCAUAUAGCCUCCGUGGAGAAGCUAAGUCUGACCACCACGGGCUGCCCGCUGCUCAUUCACUGCCGCAACUUCAGAGUGGUUCAUUUUGUGCUGCAGAGGGAACGAGACUGCCACGACAUCUACAGCUCACUGCUGCGUCUUUUACGGCCAGUGUCCUAUGAGGAGCUCUACGCGUUCUCCUACAACCCCAAACAGAAUGACCAGCAGCGGGAGGAGGGAUGGCAGCUCAUCGACCUGGGAGCAGAGUUUGAAAGGAUGGGUGUCCCCAAUGACCAGUGGCAGCACACUGAUGUCAACAGAGACUACAAGGUGUGUGAGACAUAUCCACGUGACCUGUACGUCCCCAUCACAGCCAGUAAGCCUAUCAUCGUUGGGAGCUCCAAGUUCAGAAGCAAAGGACGCUUCCCAGUGCUCACAUAUUUCUACCAAGAGAAGAAGGCGGCAGUGUGUCGCUGCAGUCAGCCUCUGUCUGGGUUCAGCGCCCGGUGCCUGGAAGACGAGAGCAUGCUGCAGGCCAUCAGCAAGGCCAACCACAACAGCCGAUUUGUUUACGUCAUGGACACAAGGCCGAAGCUGAACGCGCUGGCUAACCGAGCAGCAGGCAAAGGCUACGAGAACGAGGACAACUACUCCAACAUCCGCUUUCAGUUUGUUGGGAUUGAAAAUAUCCACGUCAUGAGGACUAGCCUGCAGAAGCUGCUUGAAGAUGUGACCAGUUGGACGGGGAUCCUAAGGAAGUGUCUCCUAUCUUCACUCAGUUUCUUGAGUGCGUUUGGCAGCUGACGGAGCAGUUUCCACAGGCUUUUGAGUUCAGCGAGUGGUUCCUGCUGCAGAUCCAUGAACACGUUCACUCGUGUCAGUACGGAAACUUCCUGGGAAAUAAUCAGAGACAGAGAGAAGAGUUGCAGUUGAGUGAGCGGACCCACUCUCUGUGGGCCUUUCURAUGAGUGAGAAACAGAACCACCUGAAUCCAUUCUACAGCCCUGCAUACUCUGAAGCCCACYCUGUUCUGGAGCCCUCCACCCUGCCCUACCAUUUCAAGUUCUGGAGGAGCAUGUACCACCAGUUCGAUCGGUCUAUGCAUCCACGGCAGUCUGUCCUCAAAACCCUCGUGACUCUGAASGAGAGCAGCCGCAAGGUGGAGAACACGCUGCAGGCCCUGGAGACUAGGCUCCAACAGCUCGGCGUGACCCCCGUCUCAACUUCGGACCCCCCUGCGCCCCCUCCCGCCCGAGGCCAGCACGCCACCCCUCUGCCGCCCCGUUCCGACUCCCUCAUCCUCGGCGCUCCCCUCAGCCAGAAAGAAGCGCAGCGCUGCGAGGAGGAGCAGGACGAGGUGGGCGAGGAGGCCACGGAGGGCACGGACACGGAGCGGACAGUAGAGGGCAGCAGCGGCACUGAGAGCAGGAAGCAGAGCUACGGCGAGCUGGACGGGACAUAUAAAAGUGAACUGGCCAAAGAAGAACCCGCUGCUGUUAGUCUGGAGUUCGGCAUGGCACGCAUGACCUGCUGAAACCAAACAAAAGGGAUUGUUUCCGAGCACAGGAUGGGCGUGGCUUAGUGAAGGGACUUCUCUGAAAAGYGUGUGUGCGUUUGAAGGAGAACGCGUCAUUCUCUUUGUGUUUGUGUGCCGAUUACACAAUGGUCCAAAACGGGCCGAGUUACUGAUGUACGUCUGUAUAGUUUAAAUCUCAGUGGAAAGCCUCAUUAUUAUCUCAUAUAUUGCACUUACCAUGAAACAUGAAAAAAAGCUUGUUUUUUUAAUGAAUGUUGUAAAUCACUAUAGAAAACUCAUGAAGAAAAAAAUAAAAUAAAUCAUUAUCAACCCCAAAAAA
Molecule: messenger RNA, 2166 nt
Organism: Austrofundulus limnaeus
Lineage: Eukaryota; Metazoa; Chordata; Actinopteri; Cyprinodontiformes; Rivulidae
Gene: mtmr6
Product: myotubularin related protein 6
Biological process (GO): phosphatidylinositol dephosphorylation
Cellular component (GO): nuclear envelope; cytoplasm
Molecular function (GO): phosphatidylinositol-3,5-bisphosphate phosphatase activity; phosphatidylinositol-3-phosphate phosphatase activity
Source: RefSeq, a predicted model, not a curated record